UAGGUUAUAUUUUCAAAAAUAAUGCCUACCGUUUUGGCAUAUUCAAGCGGUCCAUCCACGGUCACACUGGUUGAGACGAGUCAAGAGGAAUUUGCAGCGUAAAAGUCGAAUUUCAAGUAGCCCCUGAACCAUGCGUCUAUCCUCGAUCCUGAAUGGCCAGCACUUUGGCAACCUGGCCAAGGUGCACGGCAUCGUCACCUACAAACUGUCGCCUUUCGAGCAGCGCGCCUUCGCCGGAGCGAUCAGCAAGGGCCUGCCCAACAUGGUGCGUCGUUUCCGCUCCAACGUCUUCAUCGUAACCCCCCCCUUCAUCCUGGGAUACCUGAUCUACGAUCUGACCGAGCGCAAGCACACCGCCCUGCUGCGCAAGAACCCCGCUGACUACGCGAACGACGAAUAAUCGCCUCAACUAGCAAAUAGUUAUGUUAAACUAAUUAAUAAAACUAAACCCACAGUUCAAGAGA
Drosophila rhopaloa is the source of this 464-nucleotide messenger RNA. It is a transcript of the gene UQCR-Q, whose product is annotated as cytochrome b-c1 complex subunit 8. NCBI's taxonomy places the organism in Eukaryota, Metazoa, Arthropoda, Insecta, Diptera, Drosophilidae. Bases 131 to 400 code for a protein of 89 amino acids. The record is from RefSeq and is a predicted model, not a curated record. The transcript has 3 exons. Gene Ontology annotation, biological process: mitochondrial electron transport, ubiquinol to cytochrome c.